ACGGCCAUCUCGUCAGCCGCCUGUGGCACAGUGCACACACUCGUCUCAUCGGAGAAAAGUAGAUCCGGAUUAGGGUUUUAGACGGCGAUGGGUGCGGCGGGCGACGAGAAGGCUGCGGUGGCUGCGGCCGCUGCGGCCGCGGGGGCCGGUGCCGCCGAGGGCGAGGGCGCGGUGGACUCCAAGGACCUUCAGCAGCAGAGCAAGGCGCUCGACAAGCUCACUGAUCAUGUCGAGGACCGGCAGCUCGAUUCAUCCCGUGUCCAAUCCGCCAUGGCGGCACUUGCUUCAUCCAAGGAGGCUGACUGGAACGCGAUGAGGCUGAGGGAGAAAGAAUUGGCUGCUGUGAAGAUCAACCCUGCGGAUGUCGAAAUUAUCGCUAGUGAGCUUGAGCUGGACAAGAAGAUCGCGGAGAGAACGCUCCGUGAGCACAAGGGUGAUGCCGUGGCUGCGGUUCGAUUCCUGCUGCGCUAGUUCCGAGAUUUCGUCGCCAGCAUCAUAUGUUCCCCUUCAGUUCCACACAAGAGGUGAUGAUGUGAAGUGAAGCACUAGUACUUUUGUGUGCCUGUUUUGGAAGUUUGCUAUUAGAACUAUGUUGCAGAAAAUUUAAGAAUGAGAAUACCAUGCAAAAGGUGUAAUAUGAUUUGUAUUAGUUAUUUGCUAUUAGAACUAAUUAAUCAUUAUAUAAAAUUAAAUACUAGA
Zea mays is the source of this 699-nucleotide messenger RNA. RefSeq lists its product as uncharacterized. The record is from RefSeq and is marked validated. Gene Ontology annotation, biological process: protein stabilization; negative regulation of apoptotic process. Lineage: Eukaryota; Viridiplantae; Streptophyta; Magnoliopsida; Poales; Poaceae.